Oncorhynchus mykiss (rainbow trout) is the source of this 1175-nucleotide messenger RNA. RefSeq lists its product as uncharacterized. The record is from RefSeq and is a predicted model, not a curated record. Lineage: Eukaryota; Metazoa; Chordata; Actinopteri; Salmoniformes; Salmonidae.
AUCUAUGGUCAGCGCACUCCCGAUGCCCGAGCUAUCGUUUGCUUCACACUGACAUCAUAGCGGAUUACAAUGUCAAAUAUUUUGGAAGCAGCACUAGCCUCCGGUUUUACACCCCGCGAGAGAGAUUCGUCGUUUAUAUUCCAGUCAUUUGAAAUAUAAAGUUGCAAUAUUUUUCGCAUGAAACAUUUUUGGGGGAUGGAAUGAUGCAUUCAAGUUAAGGUCUAUGUAACAGAGAGUGGGUCAGGUCAGGGAUGCUGCAGCAUCGGAGGGAAUCUGACUCUCAUGGCCUGUUUUCAUCUGGAGAGACCUCCGACAAUGACUGUGAGAUGGGGGCAAGUUGUGGAGAAGUUGGCGUAGUGUGUUUGUGUGAGACUGGACCCUGCACACUAUACUCUGAAGCACACACACAGACACCGGACACACUGAAAUGUGAACACUGUGGGAAAAACAGGGUAGUGAUAACCAGAUACUCAGAGGGAUAUGGCACAGAGGAAGAGUGUGCCCUGUCCGAUCCUCAGGGCGACAGCGAUGCAGACGCUGACAUCGAGGACACAGAUUGCAGACUACAGGAGCCAGGUUCUCUCCAGCGAAUCAGUUCGCGGAGACGGAAGCGACCACGAAUAGCACGGCAGGACACCACGGAGAGUGAGGACGAUGGGGGGAGGAGUCACAGGAGUCACCGCUGGAACCUCAGACUCAGUCCCCACCGCGCUCACAACAGAACCUUACUAGAGGAAAGUGUAUCACAGGUCAGACCGUUAGUGAUCUGUCGGCCCAGUAUCAGAGGAGACGGUCAGGGGCCUCCAGUCGAAGGGCCCAGAACUGGCCCAAAAUGGCUCUGGUUCCUGUGGCCCUCGUCUCUCUCCCUGCCUGUCGUUCUCCUCCUCUCCAUCCCUCUCUCUCUCUCCUUAGUCAUCGUCAUCAUAUCUUUCCUGAUGCCUCGGGCCAGUACUUGACCUCACUUCUCUGUUUUAUUUCAUUCAUUGUAAUAUUUUUCAUGGAGUAAUAUAAUGAUGCUUUAAUCACCUCGCGUCACCACAUCAUGUUGUUAAUUCAUGUGUGUAUACUGUAAACAAAUCAAAUCAGACCAUAAGCCAUAGCAGCAUCAGACCAUAAGUCAUAGCAGCAUCAGACCAUAAGCCAUAGCAGCAUCAGACCAUAAGUCAUAGCAGCAU